AUGGAAGAUCCACAGUCUUCUUUGAAUUUGGCUUUUGAGCAUUAUGAAAAUGGUCAAAUAAAAGAUGCAUACAAUGGUUUUUUAGCUACAGCACAAAAUGCCAUGAAACCGCUCUUUGACGUAAAAUUUGUACAUUGCUCCAUCGUUUCAAAACCACAAAAUUCAGCUGCAUUAUUAUCAGUGUUGCAUUCAUGUAUCGAUCACAUUGGAAAGGUUAUCGAGUACCACUCCCCAACUGCUUCAACAAGUAAAAUCGCCCCUCCACUGCCACCAAAACCAUCUCAUGUGAGCAAGCCGGUCUUGCCACCUAAACCAUCUACCACUACAACCAGAACAACAACUCCUAUCCCGACAUCAGCCAAUGCAAUGAUGAUGUCGGCCAAAGACAACCACACCAAACAAGCACCACUAACACAGCAACAACAACAACAUACCCGAUCCAAUUCAUACCAGCUUGAUUCAUCGUAUCAAGACAAUGAACCUGUGCCUGAUGGAGAAAUCAAUGCCUGCCACCUUGUGCCUGCACAGACGAACAACAGCGACAGUUUAACACCACCCAACAGCUCAAGCUCAGUGGGAGGCAUCAAAUCUGAUCAUGUUCCACUUAUACCUAUACCCCCUCUUCUCACGACACAUACUGUAUUACAAGAAAAGCUCGACGCACUGGAGUCAGCAUUAAAAGAUUUCCGUGCACAGAAAAACCAGCUGAGUGGCGACAAUCUCCACGCUAAAGAGCAAGAGAUGAAGCUGAAUGAUGCUAUCGCCAAAUAUACCCCAUACGUUGCUGAAGCCAAACAUACCUUGAACCGUGUCCGUACCUUAUACAUGUGCGCUGCUACUAUCCCUAGCAUUCUUCAUUUCCAGCCUGGAUUAGUUGCUUAUCAACUGACAAGAAUUGAGUCUGCUAUCUUUCUGGCUAUUCCUCCACAGGCAUUACUCUCUCACGCACCAAAGACACCUCAUCCUCGAGUGGUUGCUUCAUCUGAUUUCUUCAAUUAUGUUACUCGCAUGAUUGAGCACUCGGUUUUGCUCCCACAAGAAGCCUCUGUUCGAGCUCAGCACAUCAACCAAUGGAUCAAAGUAGCCAGUAAAUGUCAAGAUCUUAACAAUUACCAGACGCUCAAGGGCAUCAUAUCUGCAUUGUGGACGCCUCCUGUGCAAAGACUGAAACGCACAUGGGCCUACAUUCCGAGAAAAAGCUUAUCAAGACUGGAAUCCAUGACGGAACUCAUGUCAGAAGCCAACAACUAUGGAAAAUACAGGGAGCACAUGGGCAUCGUGUCAACAUCGGUGCUCAAUGGCAAGAGCGUCAAUUUGAUUCAAUCAGAGCACUACAAGAGACCCACCGUGCCUUUUCUGGGCACCUUCAUUCACGACAUGACCUACUUGCUAGCAGCCGUGGGUCAAGCACAACAACAACAGCAGACCAAAUCGGUACAUUCUGGUCUUCCACAAAUUCCCAUAAGAACAUCUUCCAGAUUGUGCAAGGCAGAUAGCAACAACAGUUCCGCACAAUUACACAAAGAUCCUCGUAUCAGCAAGAUCCUCGAGAUCCUCCAAAAGUUCCAAUCCUCUCCACCUUACGACAGAAAGCCAAGUGCAGCCAAUGCAAAAAUGAUCACCAAGCAGCAAGUGCGACCUGCAUUAUCACAAGCCAUUCAUCGAAGCAAAUCUAGUUUUGGCCGUUUAGGAGGUGCGAUUGGUUUUGGUAGUGGUAGCACAGACGGUAAUAGCACAAGUGAUUUGAUCAACAAUCAGAAUGGCAUUUAUAAUACGGAUUGUGCGGAUGAUUUCGAUGCUGAGGAGCAACAGAGCCUCGUCACGCAGUAUCUCUUGAUGCGACCGUGGGUCAGCCAGAACACCGUGGAUGAGCUCAGUCUGUUGCGAGAGCCUCCCAGUAAUAACUCCACCAGCAACAACAACAACAACAACAACAGCAAAUAUGCUUCGGGUAGAACAAGCAGCAUGGGAAGUCAUUAUACAAGUUCCAUCAUGAGUAACACGAGCUCCUUGAUGCGCCUCAGCAACCCCGCCACGAACAGCACCUUGACAUUGGCUUCCUCGCUCAACGAUAGCUACUACAGUCGCCCUGCCAGUCUGGAUGAUGCUUACUACCAUCAAAGUCGAUCUUAUGUGUAUGGCAGAGGGUCGUCCAACGUAGGCCCACUCACAUCCUCCUCUACAUUGGAAGAUAAUGACGAUGGUGAAUUUGAAGAAGAAAAUGGUGCUACAUCUCACCAUCAUGUUGUUAUUUCCCCGCGAGAUGGAAAAUUUUGGAAUGAUCCUACCAUUGCACUGUACAACAAAGAAUCCUCUGCCGUAGCUCCUACUGUGCCUCCACGCCCAUCACCACUGCCACGCUUAAACUAA
Mucor velutinosus is the source of this 2370-nucleotide messenger RNA. Its product is annotated as mitochondrial acyl carrier protein. The transcript is spliced from 5 exons. Gene Ontology annotation, cellular component: plasma membrane. The coding region runs from base 1 to 2370 and encodes 789 amino acids. Gene Ontology annotation, molecular function: guanyl-nucleotide exchange factor activity. Lineage: Eukaryota; Fungi; Mucoromycota; Mucoromycetes; Mucorales; Mucoraceae. The record is from RefSeq and is a predicted model, not a curated record. Gene Ontology annotation, biological process: positive regulation of GTPase activity; Ras protein signal transduction.